Molecule: messenger RNA, 1145 nt
Organism: Osmia bicornis bicornis
Lineage: Eukaryota; Metazoa; Arthropoda; Insecta; Hymenoptera; Megachilidae
Product: gamma-glutamyl hydrolase-like
Exons: 8
Coding region: 81-1073 (330 amino acids)
Biological process (GO): tetrahydrofolylpolyglutamate metabolic process
Cellular component (GO): vacuole
Molecular function (GO): gamma-glutamyl-peptidase activity
Source: RefSeq, a predicted model, not a curated record
UGGAAUGUUUCAUUCUGUUGCAAUCAGUCUGUCUAGCGAGUCAUUCUGGUGAUCGUUUUGGAAUAUUAAUCAGUUCUACGAUGUCGUUGAAGGUGUUAAUAUGUAUUGUUUUUUCACUCGUUAUGUUGCAUUUUACAAUCGUCGCAACGUUUCGUGUACAUCCCACUGCGGUAAAUAACAGGCCAAUAAUAGGUGUUCUUACGCAAGAAUUAAACACUUUUAUGGAGGCAGCAUAUCAAAAUAAGUACAAUAGCUAUAUUGCUGCGUCUUACGUAAAAUUUUUAGAGGGAGCCGGUGCAAGGGUUGUACCAAUUUGGAUCGGAAAGUCGGAAUCAUAUUAUGAGAACAUAUUAAGUAACAUUAACGGAGUUUUAUUACCUGGUGGUGAUGCGUAUUUCAAUCGAUCCAAUGGAUACGCCGACGCUGGUGAUUACAUUUACAAAAUUGCGAAAAGAAUGAAUCAAAAUGGCGAAUACUUUCCAAUUUUGGGGGUAUGUUUGGGAUUUGAGCUGUUAACAUACUUGGUUGCACGACGCACCGAACAUAGAAAACUCUGCAACAGCAAUGAUCAAUCAGUUCCUCUUGAAUUUCAGCCAGGCUACGAGAAUAGUAGACUGUUUAAAGAUGCUUCUACGGACAUUAUAGACAUAUUAGAGAACGAUAAUGUGACUUCCAACUUUCAUAAUUAUUGCACUACGGAAAAAGCUUUAAAAGCUGUUCACAUAUACGAUCAGUUUCGAGUAUUAUCCUUAAACAGUGACUUAGACGGACUUCGGUAUAUUUCCUCCCUGGAACAUGUUACUUUCCCUUUCUAUGGGUUACAAUUUCAUCCGGAGAAAAAUUUAUACGAGUGGAUUAUCGAGAAUAUCCCUCAUGGAAACUACCCUACUAAAGCUGCUCUAUACUUUGCCGAGUUUUUCGUUAGCGAAGCACGCAAAAGUAAUCAUAAAUUUCCAUCAAAGAAAGUCGAGGCAUCAAGUCUAAUAUAUAAUUAUCCGGUGACUUACACUGGGUUAAAGAAUUCUUCGUUUGUACAAUGCUACUUAUUCAAGGACAAGAAUAAUUCUAAUUAAAAUGGAAUUUUAAUAUAAAGAUAUAAUAUAUGUAUUGGUGGUAUCGAAAAUACAUAUGCUCUGGGUUUGCAA